Trachemys scripta elegans is the source of this 429-nucleotide messenger RNA. It is a transcript of the gene LHFPL7, whose product is annotated as transmembrane protein 211. Lineage: Eukaryota; Metazoa; Chordata; Testudines; Emydidae. The record is from RefSeq and is a predicted model, not a curated record. The transcript is spliced from 3 exons.
AUGGCGCUCUGGAAAUAUGACACUUUGCCAUUAAGGAAGAUUGCAGCUGUAUUGCUUUUUGGAGGUUGGAUGCUGCUAGCAUUUGGAACACUUCUUACCUUGUCUUGGAUUUUUAUAUCCUAGGGACUUUGCCAGAGGAGGGCUUGCUUGUUUUUUUACCCCCCGCCAGUGAUUGGCACAAUCUUGGGACUGCUGAUUUUUCCAUGCAGUUCGGAUUCUGCAUUCGCUAAUGAAAUUGGUGGUUCCUCCUCCACGUACAAUGCUGGGAAAUAUAAGCUUGGCUGGGACUACAUGGUGGCUAUCCUGGAUGUCAUACUACCAUGUUAACUGCCAGUCAUCAGCAGAUACAAUUUAAAUGAGGCCAAGUCCAAGAUCUUUUUCUCUACUGCUACAGAAAGUAUAAUUCUAGUAAGAGAAGAUGAACAAUAA